This is a messenger RNA of Aspergillus clavatus NRRL 1, 2328 nucleotides long. Its product is annotated as OPT family oligopeptide transporter. The transcript is spliced from 4 exons. NCBI's taxonomy places the organism in Eukaryota, Fungi, Ascomycota, Eurotiomycetes, Eurotiales, Aspergillaceae. Gene Ontology annotation, biological process: transmembrane transport. The record is from RefSeq and is a predicted model, not a curated record. Gene Ontology annotation, molecular function: oligopeptide transmembrane transporter activity. Bases 1 to 2328 code for a protein of 775 amino acids.
AUGGAGACCAAAGAAGAUGCGGAUAUUGCGUCUGCUGACAAAGGAGGAAAUAUAACGCAGCAACCACUGGAUAGCGCCAGUGAGAAGCACGCCAAGGGGCUUGUACAGGAAAAGGAUGGCGAUGAUAUCCUCAAGUCCGAGCCAGAAGAUGCCGAAUAUGUCAAAGGACACCCAGUGAUCCGAAACGGUGAUGAUGUAUCCAGAUUCAUCGUUUCCACCAGAGACGAUGGGGAUCCCACUCUGACAUUCCGGUCUAUGGUGCUGGGCUCAGCCUUCACUGCCUUGUCGAGUGUCAUUACCAUGCUCUAUCUCUUCAAGCCGGUCCAGAUGCAGAUCUCGCCGAUUUUUCUCCAGCUUCUUAUCUAUAUCCUCGGUCAGGCAUGGGCAUUGUUUACUCCGAGUCCGGACAGAUGUCGUUGGAAAUGGCUGCGGAAUGUACUUCGCUUUCUGAAUUUCGGACAGCCCUUUGGGAUCAAAGAACAUGUCGUUGCAUCCCUGGUCGCCUCGUCUGCUAACAACGGUCUCUCUGGGGUGGAGGUCUAUGCCGUCGAGCGACUCUUUUACAACAUCAGCGUGUCAGCAACCACCGCGGUCCUCGGUACUUUCUCAAUUUCGCUUUGUGGAUUCAUCCUGGCCGGUCUCUUGCGGCCUUUGAUUGUCUAUCCCGCUGAGAUGGUGUACUGGACCACCCUCCCCCAGGUGGUGCUCUUCCAAAACCUGCAUUUCGAUGCCAAGGCAAACCGCGGCCGCCUCAUCAAGUUCGGCUGGGCGUUGGGCCUGGCUGCAAUCUGGGAACUCUUCCCUGCGUACAUCAUCCCCUGGCUCUCGGGGUUCUCUGUAUUCUGCCUCGCCUCGAUGCAUGCUCCCCUCCAUACCCGAUCCGUCUUCUCGCGUAUCUUCGGAGGCGCCGCAUCCAAUGAGGGUGUAGGGCUACUGAACUUCGGCCUCGACUGGCAAUAUAUCCAGAGUACAUACCUAUCUCUGCCACUCAAGCAGCAACUCAACAGCUGGAUUGGAUAUGUCAUUUUCUACCCGGCCAUGCUAGGGCUCUUCUACGGCAAUGCAUGGGGCGCGAAGAAGUUCCCUUUCAUGUCGACUUCGCUCUUUCAGGAUAACGGGAAACAGUUCCACACCUCAUCAAUUACCAACGACAGGGGGAUCAUCAAUUUCGACAAAUUGGCAGAAAUAGGUCUCCCGCAGCUCACUUCCAGCACGGUCUGGGGGUAUCUGACGCAGAACUUGGCCAUUGGGGCUUUGAUAACCCAUGUCCUCAUCUUCAACGGCAAGGAUAUGUAUCUCUCCUGGAAGCAAGCCCGCAGUAGAACCCAGCCCGACCCGCAUUACCAGGCAAUGCUCCGGUAUAAAGAGGUACCCAUGUGGUGGUACUUCGCCCUGUUCCUGCUAGCCUUCGUUGCCGGUCUUAUCGUCAAUAUCAAGGGAGAGACUACUCUGCCAGUGUGGGGUUACAUCAUCGCAUUGCUUGUUGGCGCUUUCAUCGCGCCUUUCUCUUGCAUUCUAUAUGGAUUGUACGGCACUGGUGUUGCGACAAACCAGCUAUCCAAGAUGAUUGCCGGCGCCGUGCAUCCCGGCCGCCCGCUCGCCAAUCUCUACUUCGCCAGCUGGUCGCACCAGGUCAUCCUGCUGUCAGUCAACCUGGCCAAUUGGCUCAAAGUCGGACAGUACACCAAGAUCCCGCACCGGAUCAUGUUCGCCACCCAAAUCUACGGGACGUUGCUCGGCGCCGGGCUCAACUACGCCAUCAUGACAACGAUCGUAACCAAUCAGCGCGAAAUCCUCCUCGACCCGGAGGGCAACAGCGUCUGGAGCGGCUCGACGGUGCAGAGUCUGAACUCGCAAGCCAUCACCUGGGCUCUAGCACGGUACGUAUACGGCGUGAACGGAAAGUAUCUCAUCGUGCCUCUGGGUCUGGUCAUCGGCCUCGCCUUACCGUUCAUCCACUGGGGUCUGAUGAAGGUCUUCCCGCGGAUCCGCGACUGGCAUCUCAACACGGCAAUUAUUACCACAUAUGCUGGCUCCUCCUACUUUGGGAAUACAUCGUGGAUCUUCUCGUCGAUUGCGGUGGGUGUGUUCUCGCAGGUGUGGCUGCGACGUCGGCUGCCGGGGAUUUAUAACAAGUACAACUAUCUCAUCGGGGCCGCGAUGGAUGGGGGAUCGCAGAUUGUUAUCUUCAUUCUGUCCUUUGCUGUCUUUGGGGCUAGUGGGACGGAGCAUCCGUUCCCAACCUGGUGGGGGAAUCCGGCUGGCAAUCCGGAUCAUUAUUCACGCAUUCAUAUGCUGUACGAUUCCAACGACUGGGAAUGUCCGUAG